This is a messenger RNA of Penicillium manginii, 741 nucleotides long. RefSeq names its product O-methyltransferase. NCBI's taxonomy places the organism in Eukaryota, Fungi, Ascomycota, Eurotiomycetes, Eurotiales, Aspergillaceae. The coding region runs from base 1 to 741 and encodes 246 amino acids. Gene Ontology annotation, molecular function: O-methyltransferase activity. The transcript is spliced from 4 exons. The record is from RefSeq and is a predicted model, not a curated record.
AUGAUGAGCUUACAGGAUACUCUUAACGACCGAGUGGUCAAGCUGCUCAGCUUCAUAUCCAAUCAUGAAGGACUCGACGAUGCCCGAGGAAAUCCACACAAAAUUCUCGCACUUGUGGACGAGUUUGCUAUCCAGAAUUCCAUGAUGAUAGUUGGCGAGCCUAAAGGCGAGAUUGUCACAGAAUUGAUCAAGGAACAACAGCCAAAGAUUAUGAUUGAGUUGGGUUGCUACUUCGGUUAUUCAGCCAUUCUCUUUGGUGAAGCAGUACGCCAAAAUGGGGGGGAGCGCUACUAUAGCUUGGAACUCAACCCAGAGUGGGCUGCUGCUGCAAGACACCUCAUCGAGCUAGCUGAGCUGCAAGACUUUGUAGAAGUGAUUGUCGGUCGCAGUGAUGUGAUUCUAGAUAAACUCUACCGAGAUGGCCAGGUCACAAACAUCGAGAUUAUGUUCAUCGACCACUAUAAACCUGCUUAUUUGACCGACUUGAAGCAGUGUGAGCACCACGGCAUGAUUGUUCCCGGUUCUUUGCUUCUUGCAGACAAUGUCAUUUAUCCGGUCAAGGGUUAUAACACCACAGGCUUACUGGAACGAACUGUCAAGUCCUGGAUGCCCGAGGGAGAUGUGCCUUUCUUGGAGACGGUUGGAAACCCCAAUAUCGUGUAUCAAAGUGUGCUCCGACAACCAGAAGGCGAGCGGGAUGCAAUCGAGGUGACACGCUGUGUUGGAAUCCAGAAAGCAUAG